Molecule: messenger RNA, 5661 nt
Organism: Oncorhynchus gorbuscha (pink salmon)
Lineage: Eukaryota; Metazoa; Chordata; Actinopteri; Salmoniformes; Salmonidae
Product: fibroblast growth factor receptor-like 1
Exons: 7
Coding region: 389-1951 (520 amino acids)
Cellular component (GO): plasma membrane
Molecular function (GO): fibroblast growth factor binding; fibroblast growth factor receptor activity
Source: RefSeq, a predicted model, not a curated record
UCAAUUAUUGCAGUAAAUUCAUUAGAUGUAAAUGGUAUUUGGGAUUAAAAAAGAGACAACUGCUUCUCUUCCAAAAUGGAUAAUGGUAGGAGUUAACUGUAACGCGAGCACAGGGCUUUUAUUUAGUUUUGACGCACGCUCGGUCCGGUGUGUUGGGUCUCGCACGAGCGUGAUGUGAUGACCGUCAAUUUAAAUAAAACUAGCCAUAUUUUAGCUGCAUGUUUGACAUUCACGUUUUCUAGUGUUAUUUUUCAUAGAGGGUAACAAUGUAUCCAGUAACUGAGCCACGGAUACUUUGAGCGAGGGGUGCGUGCAGUUCAACUUUUAGUGGACAUUGAUAUGUUAAUUAUUUGGAUUAAAUCACCUUUAUUUUAAAGACAAUGUAAUCAUGAUAAACUUGUCAUUAGUGGGAAACCGAUUCAAGACAAAUCAUUGCUGCUGGACGUUUCAGAUUUCAAGUGUUGAAGACUUCCAUCCUGAAAGAAUGGGACUUUUAUGCAUUUGCCUGCUCAUUUGUGAGAUAAUCCUGUUGUCGGACUGUGCACGGGGGCCUCCCCGCGUGGCAGAGAAGAUCGCCCACCGGCAGACGGUGCGGAUCGGGCGCACCAUGAAGCUGCAGUGUCCAGUGGAGGGCGACCCGCCACCCCUCAUCAUGUGGACCAAGGACGGUCGCAACAUCCACAGCGGCUGGAUGCGCUUCCGGGUGCUGCAGCAGGCACUGCGCAUAAAAGAUGUGGAGGGCGAGGACUCAGGCACCUUCAUCUGCAAGGCCACCAAUGGCUUUGGCAGCGUCAACAUCAACUACACCCUCAUCGUCAUCGAUGACACCAGCACUGGGAGGGAUGGAGCUGGAACAGCGGGAGACGCAGAAUACAGCACUGACCAGUUAGGGAAAUUUGUCCGACCACGCUUCACACAGCCAGCCAAGAUGAGGAAGCGCGUGAUAGCCAGGCCAGUGGGCAGCUCAGUACGGCUGAAGUGCAUGGCUAGCGGGAACCCUCGUCCAGAUAUCGUGUGGGUGAAGGACAGCAAGCCGUUGACCCCUGGGGAGGUGGGUGAGAGCCGUAAGAAGAAGUGGACUCUGAGUCUGAAGAACCUGACCCCUGAGAACAGUGGGAAGUAUACCUGCCACGUUUCCAACCGGGCUGGAGAGAUCAACGCCACAUACAAAGUGGAAGUCAUCCAGCGGACAAACUCCAAGCCCAUCCUGACCGGCACUCAUCCGGUGAACACCACAGUAAACUAUGGUGGCACAACCUCGUUCCAGUGCAAGGUGCGCAGUGACGUCAAGCCGGUGAUUCAGUGGCUGAAGCGGGUGGAGCCGGGGAACGAGAACAAGUACAACUCCACCAUCGAGGUGGGCGACCAUCGCUUCGUGGUGCUGCCCACGGGAGAUGUAUGGUCCAGGCCAGAAGGCUCCUACCUCAACAAGCUGCUCAUCACCCGCGCCAAGGAUGAGGAUGCUGGCAUGUACAUCUGCCUGGGCGCCAACACCAUGGGCUACAGCUUCCGCAGUGCCUUCCUCACUGUGCUGCCAGAUCCAAAGCCUCACCACAUCCCUGUCCCCACAGCCAUCUCUCCUAGCCUGCCCUGGCCUGUGAUCAUUGGCAUCCCAGCCGGCGUGGUGUUCAUCCUGGGUACUGUUCUGCUGUGGUUCUGCCAGUCCAAACACCAUUGCUCCUCUGGAAGGGUAGUUACCACCCACGCCUCACAGCGCCCGUCCCCCCGGGUGUCAGCCUGUCCACCAUCUAGCGGGGACAAAGACUGCCUGGGCUCUCUCACCUACGAGGAGUACAUUACCCAGCAGCAGCAGCUCCUUCUGGCCCAGGGAGGCAAUGGCCUGGAGGUCCCCAAAGUCUACCCAAAGAUCUACACGGACAUUCACACACACACCCACUCACACGUGGAUGGCAAAGUGCACCAACACCAGCACAUUCACUACCAGUGUUAGUUGCCACUGUCUCGACAGGGAUGCUCAUAUGUACAAAAGCACUAACUAAUGCAGUGUUGGGUCGGCUCCCACCACCUACACCUUCGCCUCCUCCACGUGCCCAGUCCUGCCUUGAUCCUACAGACCCAGACAAACAGUCUGAGCCCGGGUGCUCACACAAACCCCCUGACUGCUACAUACUGUUCUUUACUGAACAAAGCCUAGGGGAACAUGGAUCCAGUCAGGAUAGAACCCUCCAUGAGGUACAGAACAAGGGACAUGGCAAUGCCGUUCAGGAAUCCCACAUGUAAUAAUGUGAGUCCAAAUGGAGUAACAUUUCAUACAGACAUUUCACAUUAAACUCCACUCUGCAGAGAAAUAGAAACAUUUGUUUCUCUAGUCUAGAACAAUAUGAGCAAACUCACAGUGGCUGAAAUAAGUGAAUGUAUACAUUUAGCUAUGUCUCAUUUGAGAGUCUUUACUCUGUAUGAAAAUGGCAGCAUUUCCUGCAACACCCCAUCUCCUCUCCACCCUGCUUUCAUGUGCAGUGACUUUGGAAGGGGCUAAGAGGAUCAUGUACAUUAGCUCUGGAUUUUUGUCAGAUGCACAACCUCAGCGAGUAACAAAAGGAGUAAGGUGCGAUAUAAAGUGUUUGCAGAUUUUAUGGUUUGGUAAUGGGUUAAAUCAGAAUCCUCAUGUGCCAUCCUGAGUACCUCAGAAGCAGGUCAACCUGCAGAGACAAAGCGUGAUUGAGUAAACAAAGGUCGAAUGUAUUCUGUUUCUCAAAAUGGUUAUCGUCAAGGAAAAGGACCUGCAAGGCAUUACAAUAUAUAUUUGUCUAUUGUAUGUGUACGUGAAUGGAAAAUUAUUUAUCUGUAGUAGGAAAUGGUAUGAAAUCCUUUAAAGAAGGUUUCUUUACUGGAGAUAAAGGUCCCUAAAGCGUGAAACACACUGCCGACCCGGUAGCAUUGUUUCUACUUGUAGAAUUGCAAUAAUGUUCAGUGGCCACGACUUUGAGCCAAUCAGAGAGCAUGAACCCCCACGUGGGGAACCCAACGAGUGACAACAUAAAGGAAAAAAGAGGGCAUUUUCUCUGUACAUCCACGGUCAUGAGUCAGUCACACUUCAUAUGCAACGUAGGCUAUGGAGGUCUUCACGGGUCCAAAAUGUUCUGAAAUGGACCUGGGGCUUUCGCACCCUGACCCAAUAUAAAUACAUUUUUAUUUAGAGACCCGAACAGACGCGACGAGAUCCGUUCCGAACAGACCUGGUCGGAGACAAACCUGGUUAGAUCCGAGUAAGGGAAGCAGCAAAAAAGUCAUUUUUUAAACUACUUUAUUAACCGGAGCUAAUCAAGCGUGGUGGGAGAGAGAGGUGCCGCUCUAGCAGGUGGUGGAGCAUGGAGGGAGACAGCAACCAACCAAGCCAACUUACGAGAUAGUAGACUAAUUGCUUCCAUAGCUAGAUUAUUUAUCAUCAAAUAUGAUACUUGUCUUGACUGCAUCAAGCCGGGAAAAGCUAGCUAACUUUACCUAGCUAGGCUAAUUGAGGCUGCGGGCAUGUGCUUUCUCAUCGUACAGUUACAAAUAACAACAACUCCAUUCGGAAUAUUAAGUAGCAGCCUUCCCGUUGGCUCUUGGUUGUUGUAGCCUAUCCUUCUUUAACUUUUAAUUCCGGCAUUUUUAUUCCAUCUUCCAUUAGAUAUCUCCUAAAUGUGCCACACACUUUUGGUUCUAGGACUGAAUAGCCUAUUGCCGCUUUGAUUGGCCAACAACAACAAGCUACAUGCGCCACGCUCCACUUGUGAAAAACAGGAUAAAUGAUCAACAUUUUCUCUCUCUCUACAGAGUCGCAUUCGGAUAUGUACAGGCUCUUCCGGACAAGUCAGUUAAAAUUACACAUACCGGCGGCCUUUGACAAUCAGAUCCGAACCAGACCCGUGACAUUAUUUAGAAUUCUGGAUCCGGACCUGCUCGGGUCUUGGGUAUUCAGGUACAGGUGGAUCCUUGAAGACCUCUAGCACAGACGCAUUGCACACAACACUGAAUACUUCUUCCAAUUUACUAACCACUGUAGCUAGUAUUGACAUUUGUUGAUAAAAGGAUAUGUAGAAGGGUGAGCCGGUUAAGGAUCGAUUCAGACAAGGUGGUAAAAUUGUACUACAAGCGACAUUUUAUUCAGAGUGAGAAUAUCUGGUACACGUAAAUACGGCCCUUCCGUUAGCCCAUCAGACCAGCAGGACACAAUUUAUACAGAACGGAAAGUAGGUUGAUCCUGGAAUAUCGGAUCUUUGGAUUGGUUCAACUGGGGUGUAGUCUGUAGUCUUCCGCCAUUGGCUCAGUUGUCCGUCCGUCAUCGUAGAAUCCUCUUCGGGCACAGUGUUCGGCUAAAAGGGAGAUUAUGUGUGUAAUGUGGGAGCUAUCCUGUAGGGGACCCCACAGCCUUUACUGUGAGAAUACGUUGCUAUGUGUUGUCUCAGUUAUAACAAUGCAAUAGCAGUAAGCUGAUCACCUGCAUAAGAAAUAGCACUUCCUAACACAUUAUAAUUAAAUCACAAUGGAUUCAUUUACAUGAAACAGUUGCCUGUGUUAGCUGUCGAGUUAGUGUUGUGUCCUUAGCUAGCUAUGUUGUGCUAGUUUGCGAAUAUGCUGACUUUAACUAGCUAGCUAAACAUUUUGGCUAUGGGCUAGCACUGGCACUAUGGGAUUAUGGAGAGUGAAUUAAAUUGGUCUGACCCGGACCUCCUGGGCACCUAAUCACAAAAGAGUCACUCAAUUCUUGAAUGCUCGUCCCUACUUACCACAGCCACAAAGGCAUACAGGCCACCUAUUCUUACAAUUUCUCCAAUUAAAAUGUGAUAAUAAACCUAAUCCUAAAUUUAACCAUAAACACACUUUUAACCUUAUACCUAACCUUAAAUUAAGGCCACAAGCCAAUGUUGGUUUAAAUGAAGUUUUACUAUAGACAAGGUGACUUUGUGGCUGUGGUAACAAACCCUUUUUAAUUCUCAGGUGACAAUCUUUAUUUUUGUCUCUUGUACUUUGGAUGUGUGUGUAUAAUGUGUGCAUAACUCUGACCACUAUAUGAAAGUGUGUAAUAUGUAUUUGACUGCUCAUGUAAUGGCACCCUUUUUAAGCUUUGGGAAGGGUGACGGAAAGCUUGCCAAAAACCAAAUAACAGUAUGUCAAGAUUGCUGCCAUUGUCUGAAAAGUGUCCUCAGCCGAAUUGUUAAUUUGUUUUAUCCCAGUGUUUAUGUGUCAAAGCUAAUGGACUGCCAGAUUAUUAAUCCAUGCACUUAUUCCAAGUAUGUUGAUAGUGUUAAAGUUAAGCUAUUGCCCUCAGCUUUCUUUUGAGGAAUCUAGGACCAUGGAAUAUCCCAUGUCCCAUGUCGAAUUGACUUAAACAUGUCAAUCCUGUAAUUGUCUAGACUAAGACAGUGUAUUUAAUUUAUUUUCAUAAGCAAGAUAUUUUUUCUCCUACAAUUAAGCAUUAUGUCAUUUUUGUAUCCCCAAAAAAGACCAACUCGUCAGAUUACAUUUUGUCUUAUAGUUACAGUGUAAGCUAUAUAGCAAAUACAUAAGUGUAAAAAAUAUUUAUAUGUGCCGUUCAGAUAUAUGGUAAUCUUUGUAUUGACAAUCUUGUACAGUCUAUUGUCUUUUAGGUUAAAAAAUAUUUUUGUCACAUGGAAACAUUUUAAUCAUUUUAUUAUCACCAUUAAAAUGACAGUAAAU